Molecule: messenger RNA, 1300 nt
Organism: Ciona intestinalis (vase tunicate)
Lineage: Eukaryota; Metazoa; Chordata; Ascidiacea; Phlebobranchia; Cionidae
Source: RefSeq, a predicted model, not a curated record
CAGAGUUUUCAAUUGCAUUGCAUAGAUUGUAGAUUGAGAAAAUUCGUAAAAUCACAUAAACAAUUGCCAUACUUUCAUGUUUAUCCGUCAAAAGGAAAAACCUUACUUAUUUAUUCAAUCUUUAAUAAGUUCAUAUGAUCAUGUUUUGCCGAAACAAACUUUUGCGUGACGUAGCUACACUUUCAUUUCGAAAUCAUAAAGUAUUUAUCUCAAAACCAUUUUCCACAACAUUAUGCUUAAAGACUGAUGAAGAACUUGUUACGACACAUCUAGAUGGAGAUCUUACAGGAAUCACAAUUCUGGGAAUUAACAGACCACAGUCAAGAAAUUCAAUUGGUAAAAACUUAUCACGAAUGCUGAUUAAAACCGUAGACGAGUUGAAAUAUGACCCAAAUAUUCGCGUGUUAAUAGUAAGAAGCAUGGUGCCAGGGAUAUUUUGUGCAGGUGCUGACUUAAAGGAAAGAAGAACGAUGAAGGAGAAUGAAGUUGGACCGUUUGUAGGACGUCUAAGACAACUUAUGUCUGACUUACAGCAAUUUCCUAUUCCCACUAUAGCUGCUAUGGAUGGCACUGCAGUAGGGGGCGGUCUUGAAAUGGCUUUAGGAUUUGAUAUGCGCAUUGCAGCUUCAGAUACUAAACUUGGACUGGUUGAAACCAAGCUUGCCAUCAUUCCUGGUGCAGGUGGUACACAAAACUUAGCCAGGGUUGUUGGACCAAGUAUUGCCAAAGAACUGAUCUACACUGCAAGAGUAAUAGACGGCAACGAAGCGCACAGGAUAGGUCUUGUAAAUCAUGUUGUACCGCAAAAUGAAAACGGUGAUGCUGCAUUUUCUAAGUCACUUGAACUUGCGAAAGAAAUUGUUCCACAGGGGCCUAUUGCUCUACGAAUGGCUAAGCAAGCAAUAAAUCGUGGGUCGGAAGUCGAUUUAUCUUCUGGGUUGGCGUUUGAACAAGCUUGUUAUGCACAGGUUAUUCCAACUAAAGAUAGACUUGAAGGGCUUACUGCUUUCAAGGAAAAGAGGAAACCAAAUUAUAAAGGACACUGAUCAUAAUUAUUUAUAUAUGCAGAAAAAUGACAUAAAUUUUAAAUUACCGAAAGCAAGAUUCUUUUAUUUUAGGACCUUUUUAAACUUGAAAUAUUCAAUCAUAAAAUGACUGAUUGUAAUAUUAAAAUAUGGACUCUUUUAGAAGAACAUGAGUUGUUUAUAAGAAUAUUUAUAUUGCAGUAAUUAUAAAACAUAGGUUAAAAUUUUUAAUCAUUUUGAGAAUGAAAUAAAAAUGGUGUUUACCUUUACCUAUA